UCACAGGGGCACAGGGAUAUUGCUCAGGGUAUCAGUCAUACACUCACUGCAUAAAAUAACUUUAGGUAAAUUUAAUAGCUUUAAAGAGCAUCUGUAUAUUCUUUAUUAUUGUUUUUUAAUCCAGGAAACUACCAACAAUGAAGCUGUGGGAGAUAAGAAAGGAAAUGCUGUUAAAAACAGCUUUAUCCGCGUUUGUCCUCUCAUGUUUCCUGGGGCGUCUGGACUGUGAAGAGCUAACAGUCAAACAAGCAAAGGAUGUAACUCUGGAGUGCUAUGGCCCCGGUGAUGCUAACAUAAUGAUAAGCUGGCAAAAGCCUGACCUGCAGUCAGAGUAUUAUGUGUUUUACUUCAGCGAUGAACACAUUCACAAAGACAAACAGCAUGAAUCAUUUAAAGGUCGAGUGGAGCUGAAAGAUCCAGAGAUGAAGAAUGGAAACUUUUCUGUGAUUCUCAAAAAUGUCACCAUGAACGACGCUGGAAAAUAUGAAUGUUAUGCUGGAUACCACAGACAGAGACCUCAGCUUUUGAAGAGCAUCAACCUGAAGGUAGAAGAAGACAAGUAUCUGCCUUUCUCCCUAAAGCCUCUUAAGAUCCUGCUGAAACAGGUCAUAAGAUUGGGAACGUAA
Pundamilia nyererei is the source of this 626-nucleotide messenger RNA. Its product is annotated as nectin-4-like. The coding region runs from base 138 to 626 and encodes 162 amino acids. Gene Ontology annotation, biological process: positive regulation of T cell proliferation; T cell costimulation; negative regulation of T cell proliferation. The transcript has 3 exons. Gene Ontology annotation, cellular component: external side of plasma membrane. Lineage: Eukaryota; Metazoa; Chordata; Actinopteri; Cichliformes; Cichlidae. The record is from RefSeq and is a predicted model, not a curated record.